GUCCGCAGGCACAGGAGGAGGCAGAAGCAGCAGCAGCAACAGCCACAAGUGAGCGCCCAGCACGAGCAACAGGCGUCACCACCAACCGCCCGGCCAACCGCCCUUCCUUCCCGCCUCCCGUUGACUGACUGACUGACCCCAGGGAUGGAAGGCGCCGCCGCCAGGAGUCCCCCCUGUAAGGGGGAAGACCUGCCCCCCGUGUGGACCCAGAAGAGGGGCUGCGAGGUGUUGAGGGACCCCUCUCUCAAUAAGGGUUUGGCUUUCACCCUGGAAGAGAGACAACAGCUGAAUAUUCAUGGACUGCUACCUCCUUGUUUUCUUAGUCAAGAAGUUCAAGUUUUAAGGGUUCUUAGAAACUUUGAAAGACAAGCAUCUGACCUGGACAGAGGACUCUUCAUCACUCCCCAUGAUCGAGGACAUGUUGGAACACUGCUUAAAGCAUGGCCUGAAGCUGUCAUCAAGGCUAUUGUGGUGACGGAUGGAGAACGUAUUCUUGGCCUUGGAGACCUUGGUUGUUACGGAAUGGGCAUCCCAGUGGGUAAACUAGCACUUUACACAGCAUGUGGAGGAAUGAAGCCCCAGGAGUGUCUGCCUGUUAUGCUUGAUGUGGGAACUGACAAUGAGGAGUUGCUAAAAGAUCCUUUGUAUAUUGGGUUGAAACAUAAACGAAUUAGAGGCCAAGCUUAUGAUGAUCUUCUUGACGAAUUUAUGCAAGCUGUGACUUCCCGGUAUGGCAGAAACUGCCUCAUUCAGUUUGAGGAUUUUGCUAAUACAAAUGCAUUCCGUCUUCUGAAUAAAUAUCGCAACCUAUACUGCACUUUCAACGAUGACAUUCAAGGAACAGCAUCAGUGGCUGUUGCAGGACUUCUUGCUGCUCUACGGAUUACUGACAACAAACUGUCAGAUCACACAAUACUGUUCCAGGGAGCAGGCGAGGCAGCUCUGGGGAUCGCCAAUCUGAUUCUUAUGGCCAUGGAAAAGGAAGGGACACCGAAAAAGGAAGCCAUCAAAAAGAUAUGGAUGGUUGAUUCCAAAGGAUUAAUUGUAAAGGGCCGUGCCUCACUAACAGCUGAGAAAGAACAGUUUGCCCAUCAACAUGAAGAGAUGAAAAAUCUAGAAGAUAUUGUUAACAGUUUAAGGCCAACUGCUCUUAUAGGAGUUGCUGCCAUUGGUGGUGCAUUUACAAAAAAGAUUAUCCAGGAUAUGGCUUCCUUCAACCAGAGGCCAAUUAUUUUUGCUCUUAGUAACCCAACUAGCAAAGCAGAAUGCUCGGCUGAGGACUGCUACACUCUAACCAAAGGGCGUGGCAUUUUUGCAAGUGGAAGCCCUUUUGAUCGUGUCACUCUUCCAGAUGGACGCACAUUUUUUCCUGGACAGGGUAACAAUGCUUAUGUGUUUCCAGGAGUUGCCCUUGGAGUUGUUGCAUGUGGAAUAAGACAUAUAAGUGAAGAAAUUUUCCUCACAACUGCAGAGGUCCUAUGUCAACAGGUCUCAGAUAAACAUUUAGAGGAGGGCCGUUUGUAUCCGCCUUUAGUUUCAAUUCGAGAUGUCUCUCUGAAAAUUGCUGUGAAAAUUGCAGAGAAUGCCUACAGCAACAACACAGCCACUUUCCACCCUGAGCCAGAAGACAAGGAAGCAUUCAUCCGCUCCCAGAUUUAUAGCACUGACUAUGAAAGCUUUCUGACAGACUCUUACACCUGGCCCCAAGAAGCCAUGAAAAUACAGACUGGGAACUUUUAACAGAAAGACAGCAGCACUGCAACAAUACUGGAAGCACUCAGAUAUUUGGUAGCUUUCAACUUUUGUCAAAUCAUAGCACAAUUUGUCAGAACUCAGGAUAUAUUUCUUUUCUUUUCUAGCAGCACUGAAUACUUUUUAAAGCCAUGAAAUUUUGGUAGAAUUGUUACACUUCUUUCACUUUAAGCUAAUUAAUUAAGCUAAAAUAGCACGUGCCUAAGAGAAUAAAAAUCAAUUUAGGCAGUUUUAAAAUAUUUCUUUUGAAGGGGCUCUGCUAAAUUUACUACAGAGCAGUACUGUAGAAGCACAUUUACAAUGUACUUUUCAUAUACUUAGACAUCUGUAUGAAAUUAUGGUCAUAUAUUACAGUUCUGCGCUUAAGUUCAGAUGAAAUUUUUUUGCAAACAAAUGACAAAGCAAUAUAUCAUCAGUAUGAUCAGUUUAAAAGCGUCUCAGCUAUUUAAUAUUUUUCUGGUGACACCUAUAGAAAAAGCAAAAUAAAAAGCUAAGUACUUCUAACCAUAAGUUUUUUCAUGCCAGAUCAAAUGUUCCUAAUCAAGGAAAAGUAGUUUGGGUCAGUAGUUUGCUAGGCAUGUGCACAUUUUUAACAGAGAAGCCAUGUGGUAAACCAA
Messenger RNA from Podarcis raffonei (Aeolian wall lizard), 2369 nucleotides. RefSeq names its product malic enzyme 1 (gene ME1). The record is from RefSeq and is a predicted model, not a curated record. Gene Ontology annotation, cellular component: mitochondrion. The coding region runs from base 145 to 1740 and encodes 531 amino acids. The transcript is spliced from 13 exons. Gene Ontology annotation, molecular function: malate dehydrogenase (decarboxylating) (NADP+) activity; malate dehydrogenase (decarboxylating) (NAD+) activity; NAD binding. Gene Ontology annotation, biological process: malate metabolic process; pyruvate metabolic process. NCBI's taxonomy places the organism in Eukaryota, Metazoa, Chordata, Lepidosauria, Squamata, Lacertidae.